Uranotaenia lowii is the source of this 978-nucleotide messenger RNA. RefSeq names its product F-box/LRR-repeat protein 16. The record is from RefSeq and is a predicted model, not a curated record. Gene Ontology annotation, biological process: SCF-dependent proteasomal ubiquitin-dependent protein catabolic process. NCBI's taxonomy places the organism in Eukaryota, Metazoa, Arthropoda, Insecta, Diptera, Culicidae. Gene Ontology annotation, cellular component: SCF ubiquitin ligase complex. Gene Ontology annotation, molecular function: protein binding. The transcript is spliced from 4 exons. The annotation marks the transcript as partial.
UUGCAGUCACUUUUCGAGCUGGAGCUGGCCGGAUGCAAUGAAAUCACCGAAGCUGGUCUUUGGGCAUGCCUAACGCCCCGGAUAGUGUCCCUCUCCCUGGCGGAUUGCAUCAACGUGGCGGACGAAGCCGUCGGAGCCGUAGCACAACUGUUGCCUUCACUGUACGAAUUUUCGCUGCAGGCGUAUCACGUGACGGAUGCAGCGUUAGGUUAUUUCUCACCCAAACAAAGCCACAGCCUAAGCAUCUUACGGUUACACUCCUGCUGGGAGCUAACGAACCAUGGAGUAGUUAAUAUCGUGCAUUCGCUGCCCCAUCUAACAGUAUUAUCGCUAUCGGGUUGCAGUAAAGUGACGGACGAUGGCGUGGAGCUGAUUGCGGAAAACCUGCAGAAGCUGCGUGCCCUCGAUCUGUCCUGGUGUCCCCGGAUAACCGAUGCCGCCCUCGAAUACAUUGCCUGUGAUCUAAACCAGCUGGAGGAGCUGACGCUUGACCGAUGCGUCCACAUAACGGACAUCGGAGUCGGCUACAUUUCGACCAUGCUGUCCCUGUCGGCGUUGUUCCUGCGCUGGUGCACCCAAAUCCGGGACUUCGGCCUGCAGCACCUGUGUUCGAUGCGCAACCUGCAGGUCCUGUCGCUGGCCGGCUGCCCCCUGCUGACCUCUUCCGGUCUGUCCAGUCUGAUCCAGCUGCGGCACCUGCAGGAACUGGAACUGACCAACUGUCCCGGGGCGUCACACGAACUUUUCGACUACCUGCGGGAACAUCUGCCCCGCUGUUUGCUGAUCGAAUAAUUGCUCCGGGUUCGGGUCGAGUUUUUAUACCUCUAGAUAUCUUUUUUCUAGUCUUAUUAUCUUUUGCUUAUAUUUAUUUUUCUUUAUGGUAUACUAACAACAUACUUUUGUAAAUAAAUAUAAACGCUGGAUUAUGGCACUGUCCGUUAAAAUGUACCUUAAUUAGUUUGCGGUUGGAGCUAAUAG